Molecule: messenger RNA, 174 nt
Organism: Arabis nemorensis
Lineage: Eukaryota; Viridiplantae; Streptophyta; Magnoliopsida; Brassicales; Brassicaceae
Source: the annotation of a GenBank genome assembly
AUGCCAAGGGGUGGGUCUCGGAAUGUGCCAAAAGGGCCAAGGCGAAUUGACCAGCGAAUUAGCAAGGCUCUGGGAGUUAAGAAGAAGAUCGAACACAGUCCGUUCUGGGGCUGUCGGAUCUACAAACAUGCAACCUUAGCUAAGGAGGACCCGUUCUGGGAGAAUCGGCUUUGA